UGCCAGCUUCUUACGUGUUUCCUUGUCACAAUCCGAUUGGUUUUUCUUUGUUUUUUGUUUUUUGUUGCCAAUUCACUAUGGAUUCCAAACGUGCGCCAGAUAGCUACCUGCUCAGUCGUGACCAUGUUGACUGUGAUCGACUCAAUCUCCAGCAUAGCCUCUGGACGCAGAUGUUCGGCUACCUGCUCCAUCCUCUCAUUGACACGUCCAACCCCCAUUUGAAAGUGGCCGACCUUGGGACGGGAACCGCGUGUUGGCUGACCGAUCUCUCCGCCCAACUCCCGCCCACCGCGCAACUCGAUGGAUUUGACCUUGAGCUCACGCAAGCGCCGCCUCGGGCAUUUCUCCCCAGCAAUGUGAGACUGCACGAAUGGGAUAUCUUUUCCGAGGUGCCCGAGCACCUAGUGGGACAGUAUGAUGUGGUUCAUGUGCGCCUGCUAGUGUUUGUGGUGGGGGGGAGCCGACGGAGCUCCUCCGCCGGUUUCUCACGCUCCUCAGAACCCGGCGGUUGGCUGCAGUGGGGCGAACCGGAUGUGCCAUCCAUGCGCCUAGUCAAAGCCGACCCGUCGCUGGCAGAGAAUGGGCUGCGGGAGCUGUUCGAAUUGACGGCGGCGCAGGAUCCCCGGCUCAUUCCGCAGUGGCCGGACCAGUUGGGGGCGUAUUUCGCGCGAGAGGGGCUUACCGCAGUGGAGACCCACCGGGUGCAGGCGGCCGCGACGGCGCCGCACCUCGAGUUCGCCAUGCACCAGUGCAAUCUCCUGAUGUACGAGAUGAUUGCCGCGCGGGCGGCGGAUGGAUCCCGGGCCCAGCAGAUCCGGGCUUUGAUUCCUCGCGCGGUGGGGGAGUCCAAACGGGGGGCGGUGUACGCCAUGCAUCGAGUGGUGGUGGUGGGGCAGAAGAAGCAGCCUUGACUUUAGGGUUAAUUACUCCGUACAAUGGAGAACAUUGGCAAUUGACAGGAUGCGGGACUCGGGAGUGUAUUGCUCCUUCCAGGAGCAGCAGCAGCAGCAGCCGCAGCCGCAGCAGCAGGAAGGUUACAUCGCAUUCAAUGCAUUAGUCUUAGC
Molecule: messenger RNA, 1064 nt
Organism: Aspergillus japonicus CBS 114.51
Lineage: Eukaryota; Fungi; Ascomycota; Eurotiomycetes; Eurotiales; Aspergillaceae
Exons: 4
Coding region: 78-911 (277 amino acids)
Source: RefSeq, a predicted model, not a curated record